Messenger RNA from Tarenaya hassleriana, 889 nucleotides. Its product is annotated as protein YLS3-like. The record is from RefSeq and is a predicted model, not a curated record. Bases 87 to 662 code for a protein of 191 amino acids. NCBI's taxonomy places the organism in Eukaryota, Viridiplantae, Streptophyta, Magnoliopsida, Brassicales, Cleomaceae. The transcript has 3 exons.
CACACUCUCAUUAUAUAUAUACAAAUAAACACAAGCACAAACCCAGCAAUCGAAGAAAAAGUCAGAACACAUUGAACAGAGACCACAUGGAAACGCCGGCAAGAACCCUAACGAUCUCGAUCAUGGUGGGUCUGAUGUUCCUGGGGAUUGGGAACUCAGAUCUGGCUCAAGACAGGGCAGAGUGCUCGGAGCAGCUCGUGGGUCUUGCCACGUGUCUUCCGUACGUCGGAGGAGAUGCUAAGGUUCCGACAAAAGAUUGCUGCGCAGGUUUCAAAGCGGUAAUCGACAAGAGCAAGAAGUGUAUUUGCAUUUUGAUCAAAGACCGUGACGACCCCGAGCUUGGUCUCAAGAUCAACGCUACCUUAGCCGUUCACCUCCCCACCGUUUGCCAUCAGCCCGCUCCUAAUAUCUCCGACUGUACUUCUCUUUUGAAGUUGCCUCCAAACUCACCGGCGGCGAAGGAGUUCGAGAGCUUAGGGAAGGUAGAGGGAAACGCCAACUCCACUUCCUCACCUAAUCCCCAAGGGACAUCAAAAGGGGAAACAACAACAAAGGCAAAGGGAGCCGAGGCAGAAAAGAGUGACGGAGGCAAUAUUAAGAGAAAGGGUUGGUUGGUUGUUGUCACCUUCUUAAUUUAUUGUCUCACAUCUCUCUUUAGUUAAUAUGGCCCCUACUCCGUUACAUACACACAUACACACAUACAUACAUACAUAUAUACAUAUGUGUGUGUGUGUGUGUGUGUAUUAGCGUGUAACACGUGUGCAUGUAACCGCGUCAUGAUCUGUAUUUGCGUGUUUUAAUUGAAUCUCGGUGGGCCAAAGCAUUGUGUGUGUGUUUUUUUAUUUGGGUUUGAAUAACAAAUCAAUUAGUCUUUGAAUCUUAAUGUUAA